GCAUCUUGCCAAUUCAUCUUCAACAACCGUCAUGGGCGCUGAAAACCUUCCAGAGACCAUGCUUGCAUGCCAGGUCGUAGAAGUGAAUAAUCUUCCAAUAACUCCUCUACUCCGCCCUCAUAACUCACUGGCUCGCAGUACAACAAGCCCUACAAAAUCCAGCACGUCCCCGUCCCUCGCGCCCUCGGCCCGCACGAUCUGCUCGUCAAAGUCGCCGUCGCCUCUCUCUGCCACACCGACAGCAUGGUAGCGGCCGGCACCUUCAAAACGGCGCUGCCAUGCACGGCCUCGCACGAGGGCGCCGGCACCAUCGUCGCCACUGGCUCAGCCGUGUCUGAGUUCUCCGAGGGCGAUCGCGUCAUGUGCGGCCUGCCUCUGCAUCCUUGCGGCAUCUGUGAUGACUGCAACGGUCCGGAGGAGCAUAGACAGUACUGCACGCGCGGCGAUGGCGUCAUCGGCGUGCAGACUCAUGGCGCGUUUUCUGAGUAUGUCCUCGUUGAUUCACGCACAGGUACCGUGAAGCUGCCUGACAGCGUGAGCUUCGAAACUGCGGCGCCGUUGGCGUGCGCGGGCAUCACUGUCUUCCGUGCCCUGUUGCAGACAGGACUGAAGACGGGGGAAUGGCUGUGCCUUGUAGGUGCAGGGGGCGGCUUGGGACAUCGCGGGAUUCAGUUUGCCAAAGCAAUGGGGCUGAAAGUGGUGGGUAUCGAUGCGAGAGACCUGGGAUUAGCAUUGGCGAAAGAGACGGGUGUGGACGUGGUAGUCGACGCGCGCAAGGGCAAAGAAGCGGCUGCGGAAGAAGUCCAGAAAGUAACGGGUGGAGGAGGUGCCGACGCAACGGUCAACCUGUCCGAUGCGAAAGGUGCUGCCGCGUUGGCGUGCGCAGUGACUAAAAUGCAUGGGCUUGUCGUGCAAAUUGCUCAACCUGAUGAGAUUAGCGUCCCAUUUAAGGAAACCAUCUUUAGAGAUAUCCGCAUCCAUGGCUCGCUCACCAGCUCCCCCGCGCAGGCAGCCCAAAUGAUUGACGCCGUAGCCAAGCACCGUAUCUCCGUUACGACGAACCCAGUUUACGGCCUAGAAGCGAUUCCCCAGCUCGUCGAGCUGUCACACGGCGGCAGGUUGCGGGGCAAAGGAAUCGUCAUUGUGGACCGGGCCCAAGUCGACGCGGAAAAGGAAAAAGGCGUGGAGUUGGUGUAAGAAAUAUGCCGUAUAUACGGCGGGAUAGGCGGU
Aplosporella prunicola CBS 121167 is the source of this 1230-nucleotide messenger RNA. RefSeq lists its product as uncharacterized. The transcript is spliced from 2 exons. NCBI's taxonomy places the organism in Eukaryota, Fungi, Ascomycota, Dothideomycetes, Botryosphaeriales, Aplosporellaceae. The record is from RefSeq and is a predicted model, not a curated record. The coding region runs from base 244 to 1197 and encodes 317 amino acids.